This is a messenger RNA of Kluyveromyces lactis, 1374 nucleotides long. RefSeq names its product Tos1p (gene TOS1). Gene Ontology annotation, cellular component: fungal-type cell wall. The coding region runs from base 1 to 1374 and encodes 457 amino acids. The record is from RefSeq and is a predicted model, not a curated record. NCBI's taxonomy places the organism in Eukaryota, Fungi, Ascomycota, Saccharomycetes, Saccharomycetales, Saccharomycetaceae. The transcript has a single exon.
AUGAAGUUUAGUUCUGUUGCCAGUACUGCACUUUUGGCAGCCUCCGUCCACGCAGGAUGUGAUUACGUUGAUGGCAAUUACUAUUGUUCUGAGACCAACGCAGUUGUUUACUCUAACGUUGGUUAUUCCGGUCAUUACUCUGAUGUUACUUCUAUGGAUGAGUCCACCUGUGUAUGUUCUCAAAGUUCUGUCUCCUUCAGUGGUUCUUUGGCUCCAUUGAACGAAGAAUUGUCUGUUCAUUUCAGAGGUCCAAUUAACUUGGUCCAAUUUGGUGUUUACUACCCAGGUGACUCCGUCAGUUUCAAGAAGAGAGACCAAGUCGCCGAAGAUGCUCCAUGUACCACGGUUUCUACCGCCAAGAAGCAUCACGAGCACAAGAGAGAAGCAGCCGUCCAAUGGGUUGAAGUUACCUCCACAAUUGUCGUUGACGGUGAUGGUAACCCUAUUGAAACUGAUGCUACUUCAGGUGGAAGUGCUACUGAAGUCACUGACGGUACUACCAUCUUGACUCCAGUUUCCUCGCCUGUAACUUCUUCUCCUGCUAGCGCUGUUUCCUCCUCCAGUUCUUCUGCUUCUGGUUCUGGUUCAUCUUCCUCCACUUCCUCCUCUUCUUCUUCUUCUUCCGGCUCAAGUUCUGAAAGCUCUUCUGCUUGGAACAGAGUUUCAUACUUCACUCCAGGUUCUGCUCAAAACUUGACCUUCAUGAACCACCAAGGUGGUGUCAAGGGUUCUGGUACCUGGUCCGCAUGUUUCGGUAACUCUAUCUCCUACUGUGACUCUGAUGGUGUUACCGGGGCUGCUUCUGCUGUUGCGUUGGAUGACGUUACCUUGCCAUCCAACAAGGAAUUCAUGAUCUUCAGUGGUUCCUCUUGUGAUGACAGUUCUGAAGGUGACUGUGGUUACUACAGAUCUGACAUUCCAGCUUACCACGGUUUCGGUGGUGCUAUCAAGAUGUUCGUCUUUGAAUUCUCUAUGCCUACUGACAACUCCGGUGAUUACAACGUCGAUAUGCCAGCUGUUUGGUUAUUGAAUGCCAAGAUCCCAAGAACUUUACAAUACGGUGACGAAUCUUGUUCCUGUUGGAAGACUGGUUGCGGUGAAUUAGAUUUAUUCGAAAUCUUGUCCACUGGUUCCGAUAAAUUGAUUACACAUAUCCACAGCGGUCAAGGUGCCGAUAGUACUAGCUCUGGUGGUGGUGGUACCCAAGACUACUUCAAGAGACCUACUUCUGGCACUUUGAAGGCUGCUGUCAUCUUUGACGGUGCUGACCAAACAAUCCACAUUGUUGAAGUCGAUGACUCCUUCGGUUCUACUAUCUCUGCUGACACCGUUAACUCUUGGUUCAGUGAGAGUGGUUCUUCUGCUGCAUUGUAA